GCGGAUGUACAGCCGGGAAACAACGCGAGGACACGAAAACGAAAGUAAUUCAUCUCUGCAAGAUGGUGGCGGGGAAGGGUGCGGGCUGCGGCCGGACGGGGGAUGUCUUGGGGCUGAGGGGCUGCUGCUCCUCUCCGGGAACCCGGCUGCCCGCCCUGGUACUGGCGCUGGUGCUGGCGUGGCUGCUACCCGCGGCAGAUUCAUUGGAUAUGAACAUUUUUGCCAGUCCGAAGAACGUAUUUUUGAAUACAGAGGUUUUGUUGGAAUGUAAAUUUACUGGGUUUAAAGCACCGCUCGACUUGAAAAAUGUAGGUGUGCAGUGGUUCGGACCAGGCACGGAAGAAAUCUAUGUUUUUCAAAUGGGAGCACAUAGGCCCAAGAAACCUGGCACAGAAAUAUCCGACAUUGAUCUAUCUAAAGGAGAUGCUUCACUUCUGCUUAAAAAUGUCCAAUUCGCCGACGAAGGGAAUUAUACUUGUAUUGUGUUUGUCACUCCCGAAAAGGCACGAAAGAGUUCGGAACUGCGAGUUUUAGCUCAGCCGAAGCUGCAUUUAUCCACACAACACGUUACCAUUGAGACUGGUGCGGAGAAGCUGGUGACGUGUGAUGCUACGGGAUUUUACCCUGAGACACAUAACAUCUACUGGGAAAAAGUAUCCAAGGAUAAGACUGAGAAACUAAGCCCCGAUAUCUUCACCACACGUCCAGUUCGUAAUCCGGAUAAAACCUUUAAUGUCUCCAGUGCAAUGAGAAUUGAACCAACUCUAGUUGAUAAUGGCAAUGUGUACAAGUGUGUCGUGGAGCAUAAAUCAUAUACUGACCCUCUCUCGCUCGAGUUGAAACUCACAGUCAAAGAUUCGUUGGAUAUGAACAUUUUUGCCAGUCCGAUGGAGGUACAUUUGAACGAAUCGGUUUUGUUGGAAUGUAAAUUUACUGGGUUUAAAGCACCGCUUGACUUGACAAAUGUAGGUGUGCAGUGGUUCGGACCAGGCAUGGAAGAAAUCUAUGUUUUUCAAAUGGGAGAACAUAGGCGCAAGAAACCUGGCACAGAAAUAUCCGACAUUGAACUGUCUAAAGGAGAUGCUUCACUACUGCUUAAUAAUGUCCAAUUGGCCGACGAAGGGAAUUAUAUUUGUGUUGUGUUUGUCACUCCCGAAAAGGCACAAAAGAGUUCGGAACUGCGAGUUUUAGCUCAGCCGAAGCUGCAUUUAUCCACACAACACGUUACCAUCGAGACUGGUGCGGAGAAGCUGGUGACGUGUGAUGCUACGGGAUUUUACCCUGAGGCACAUAACAUCUACUGGGAAAAAGUAUCCAAGGCUAAGACUGAGAAACUAAGCCACGAUAUCUUCACCACACGUCCAGUUCGUAAUCCGGAUAAAACCUUUAAUGUCUCCAGUGCAAUGAGAAUUGAACCAACUCUAGUUGAUAAUGGCAAUGUGUACAAGUGUGUCGUGGAGCAUAAAUCAUAUACUGACCCUCUCUCGCUCGAGUUGAAACUCACAGUCAAAGAACCUGUGGAAUAUUCGUCAACAGGGGCUAUUCUUGGAGUUUUAUUUGCUGCAAUUAUUCUAUGCGCACUAAUUGCCUUUGGACUCUAUGUUUGCCUCGUGAAAUACAGACCAGUUCCUCCAAAGAUCACUGGACCCAAUGGACAUCAAACCAUGCAACAUCUUGAAAAAGAAAUGGCCACUUGGUGGGUUUGUCCAUUCCGACCUCGUGAAAUUAUAAUUCACUUAUACCUAAAGAGGAAGGGGGAUCAGGUGAGAAAUACUAUUUUAGAUUGGGACAGCAGAAAAUCUACUGAAAACAGAAAUGGAAUGAUCAACGGAGAGGGUCGUAAUGAAGCGAGUAUUCUUAUGAAUUCAAAUUGUGUUGAUGCAUCUUUUACACCAUUGGAUCCCAAAUAUGACACUAAUGCAGAUGGGAUUUCCAGUGUGAUGAUCAAUGUGGAAAUAUAUCCAGAUGUUAACAAGGAUGCAGGGGCUGAAUUAACCAUUGAAGUUCAACAUAAAUCACUGAAACAGCCGAUAUCAAAGACUUUGAUACUGGAUGUUAAAGGAGUGCCACCCAAUGUUUUAAACAUCUUCAAACCUUCUUGCAUCAUUCACAAUGAAUCUGCAUCUUUGAUCUGUUCAAUCACUGGGUUUAAACCGAGACCUUUACGCAUCACGUGGCAACGAAAGAGAAAGAAUAUGGAGGCAGGAGAAAUAGUUCGAAUGGAGGAGGACAACAGGACAAUUAUUCACGGUGGUGACGGGGAGAUGUCCACAUAUAAACAUUACAUCAGUGAGAUGAAGCAUGAUGAUGAAUCCUACAGCAUCACUAGUGUACUAGAGAUAGUGCCUGAUAUAGAGCAAGAUCAAGACUCACUUUACACCUGUAAAGUACAUCACAGCGGCACCAGUGACCAGGAGAGAGAAAUCAAGUUAAUGAUUGCAGCCAUUCCAAAAGUGGACUUAAAGUGCCACGCAGACAAGGUACUUGGUGGUGUACCCAUGACGAUAAGCUGUCAAAUAAAUGCGUUUUACCCCAAAGACAUCACAGUGAAAUGGCUGAAAAAUGAUGAAGAGAUGUUGCAGAAUUUCAAAGUUGCUGAGCCAGUAAUUGGUCAGGACGGUCUCUAUCAUGCGGCAAGUGAUGUGGAGAUAGUCCCCACCAGGGCUGAGCCAACAACCAAAUAUACGUGCCGAGUGUCCCAUCCGAGCCUGACUGAGCCAUUACACAUUGAAUGGGUUGCAGGUGAAAUCGCUUCAUUGCCAGAGCUUACAGCAAUUGAGGUCGAUCCACUUUGCCCCGAAAUGGGAAAGGAAGUAACAUUAUCCUGCAAAGCUUACGGAUUCUAUCCUGAAGGAAAUGAAAUAUUCUGGUUCAAAGAAUUUGAGAAAAUUAAAGAUCUAUUCAAAGCAGGAAUUACUCUGGGACCAAAUGAACUGGACACAGAGAAUGGUUGCUAUUCAUGUUCAUCCAAGUGGAAAUUCACACCAGCUGCUGAUGACCAUGGAAAAGAAUUUAAGAUGAAAUUCCUUCAUUCUGCAACUUCAGGCAACUCCAACGCUUCCAGUUACACUUUGAAAUUAAAAGGGAUUCCAAUUGUCGACGACAUUGAGUAUGAGCCACCAGUGGCUGCGUCCGGUUCGCAACAUCUUCUCGUCUGCAAAGUUGAUAACUUUUAUCCAAAACAAAUCGGAACAAGCUGGCUAUGUAAAGGGAAACCAAUAUCCCAUGGAGUCGAAGAUAUAUUUAUGAUGGAGGAUAAGAAUGGAUGUUUUCAGAUGAGGUCCUCCUUGUGUAUUAAGCCAACUGCUCUACAUUUUGAUGAAAAGAUUUCCUUUCAAGUGACGCAUUCAAGGUUAAAUACUCCAAUAACAAAACAAGUGUCUUUAAAACUUCCAGAUUAUGGCAAAAAAGAAAAUGAUGUCAAUGAAGACGCUGAUGAAGAUUAUGGCAAAAAAGAAAAUGAUGUCAAUGAAAAAGUCGAUGAAGAUUAUGGCAAAAAAGAAAAUGAUGUCAAUGAAGACGCUGAUGAAGAUAAUGGCAAAGUAGAAAAUGAUGUCAGUGAAGAAGUCAAUGAAGAAAAGUUGAAGGUGGUCUCAAAGAUAACAUGCCGCCCAGAGAAACCUAAGGCUGGGCACCCUGUAAUGCUGUCCAGUGAAGUUCGAGACGCAAAUGCAGAUCAAGCCCAUAUCAUCUGGUACAAAGAUACUUACCCUUUUGAUGAACAUCGGUAUGUUACAAACACGCCAUUUGAAAAUGAAUAUGGUUUCACUACGACUUUAACUUACACACCAAAGGAAACAGAUGGCAAUCAUAUCCAAGUUUUCAUUGAUGUUAACAUGGAAGAACAUGUGAGAGAUUUCGCCUUAAUAUUAAGUUGAAUAAGCGAGUUCGGUAUUCCAAAAAAACGCAAGGAAUCAUGGGAUUUGUCAUUUGCCAUAAAGAAAAAGCGAACGAAGCGCCGGCUGAAUAAACUAUAUAAAUUCUUAUCUUUAUUCAUGAUUUAUGUGUAAAAAUAUAUUUAAUCUGAGGAAUGGGGGUGCCGUGUGGUCACAUUAUAGGAACGCAACGAUGAUAGUUUCUGAGUCGAAUUUCACUAUCCUGCUAAUUUCAAAGCAGUGGAAUUCUUCAGCCUCAUCUAUGAGAGACUCCCAUAAAUGGUCAAUUCCUCAUCCCCCCCAAAGGAACAGGUAGCGUGAGAGCGGGAUGUAACAGCGAGAGAGAGGGGGCAGAUGCGAGUGAGAGACAGGGGAGAGCGCAGACACAGACCCACCUCAUCCGCAACCAGGAUUGAACCCGGGUCCCCAGCGCCGCAAGCGCUGCCUAACCGCCACUGUCCCCUGACCCGUCCCCGUUCCGUUCCCCCCCCCCCCCCCCCCCCACCGAGUGUCCCAUCCCCGCCCAGCGACCCCGGACCGACGACACCAAUGGCCCCACGCCCAUAGCCAGCGCGGAGAAGAAGCGGCAACCCCAGCUCAACUCCGCCUGUCUCGUCGGGCCAACCAACAGCCUCCAACCGACGGGACACCAGCCUCGGACACCACCGACGAGACACCAGGCCCACAGCCAGCGCGGAGAAGAAGUGCCAACUCCAGCCCAACCAUGCUCCAACUCCUGAGGAACCCACUCCCCGAUGAGCCGGGGAGCCGCCAGCAGCCGCCGGCCAAGCCCCCUGGUGCCGGCGAAAGCCGAGCACCAGCCAUCAAUGGGGACACACAUAAAGCGCAGCAGCAACUUAGCUGGGACAGGCAGCAUCCCCAGAGAAAAGGAAUGGGUGACAUUUCGGGUCGAGACAUCUCCAGAGAUGUUGCCUGAGCCGCCGAGCCACCGCAGCACCCAGUGUGCAUCUCCGCCGAUCACCGCCGCUCGGCCCCUGCCAACCGACAGCCACUGGACAAGGAGAGAGGCGCAGCCGACAGUCCCCGGCCCCCCAGGAGCCGGAGCAGAACCAGAACCGAAGCUAGCGCCUUUUCCCCGCGCAGUCUGCAAGCCCGGCCCGACACCUCCGGCUGCCCCCGGACAUGGACGGGACACCCGGGAGGGGACGGGGACGGCUCAGCAACAACUCAACAGUGCCCGCAGCGCCGGAGACACGGGUCCAUGAAGCAGCACGAUCUCACUCACUCACCAAAGCAUUAAGCAAUAAAAACAACAAAUUAAU
This is a messenger RNA of Amblyraja radiata (thorny skate), 5158 nucleotides long. RefSeq lists its product as uncharacterized. Bases 63 to 3878 code for a protein of 1271 amino acids. The transcript is spliced from 16 exons. The record is from RefSeq and is a predicted model, not a curated record. NCBI's taxonomy places the organism in Eukaryota, Metazoa, Chordata, Chondrichthyes, Rajiformes, Rajidae.